AUGCUGGCAUUAAUCGUUCCUGUGACAUUCGCAUUAUUUGUGCGACCAUCAAUCGCCGUCGUCGGAUCAACAACGACACUAAAUUACAACGAACAAUAUUCCAUAACAAGUACACCGUCAUCUAAUUCAACGAAUAUAGCCAAUAACUCUUCAACCAUUGAAUUGACAAAGUUUGUGCGACCAUCAAUCGCCGUCGUCGGAUCAACAACGACACUAAAUUAUAACGAACAAUAUUCCAUAACAAGUACACCGUCAUCUAAUUCAACGAAUAUAGCCAAUAACUCUUCAACCAUUGAAUUGACAAAGCUCACAAGAGCACCAAUUAAGUAUAUUCUAAGCCUAUGUGAUAGAAGUGAAUGCCCCAUAGAUAUGGUGCAAAAAGUGAAGAAAAGAAUUUUUCACUGGUGCUCUUAUACAUGUGAAUGCGCCAAGGGUUUCGAAAUGAAGGGAUUCAGCUGCCAAAAGCCUAUUACGUCUACUGAAUUAAUGACGAUUGUUCCAAAGAUAGUCGCUUACGUCCGUCGAUCUUGCGGUGUAAACAUGAUCCAAGUUGAACGAUGUAAUUAUCAUCCUAUUUCCGGUUUUAUGAGAAAUUGCCAAGAAAUAUCCAAAUGUGCUUGCGAAAAUGGAUACUACUUUAUUAGCGAUGGCUUAUGUUCAAAAAUGCGGACGAAAGCCAUGCAUUUGGCACUACUGGCGAAGCAAGCAAAAAUAGCGAUACGAAUUUAA
Molecule: messenger RNA, 729 nt
Organism: Dracunculus medinensis (Guinea worm)
Lineage: Eukaryota; Metazoa; Nematoda; Chromadorea; Rhabditida; Dracunculidae
Source: the annotation of a GenBank genome assembly